Messenger RNA from Aureobasidium namibiae CBS 147.97, 1665 nucleotides. RefSeq names its product acetyl-CoA synthetase-like protein. The transcript is spliced from 4 exons. Lineage: Eukaryota; Fungi; Ascomycota; Dothideomycetes; Dothideales; Saccotheciaceae. Gene Ontology annotation, biological process: secondary metabolic process. Gene Ontology annotation, molecular function: CoA-ligase activity. The record is from RefSeq and is a predicted model, not a curated record. The coding region runs from base 1 to 1665 and encodes 554 amino acids.
AUGAUAUACAAUCAGGAUAAUGUUGCCGACAUCCCCAGCGUGGACCUUUUGACUUUCCUGUUCGAGUCCGAACACUGUGCAGCAAAAGAAGACACGCCCUUGUACGCGGUAGCCAGCGAUCCAACCAAAGUCAUCACAAAGUCGCAAGCACGAGUUGUAACUCGUCAAUUCGCUCAUUUCUUCCGUCAUGAGUAUGGCAUUGGACAGAAUGGACCCGGUGAAGAUGUGGUAGCUACAGUGUCUACUGGCCAACAUGCACUUGCAUGCCUCUUCUUUGGUGUCAUUGCCGCCGAGGGAAUUUACUCUGCGGCCAGUCCAGGUGCCACGGCCGAGGAGCUGGUCAGACAGAUGCGAGAUGGACCUGCCAAAGUGAUUGUUUGCAGUACGGAUGUCAAGGCUCUCGCAGAAGCGGCGGCUGAGAUCGUCGGUUUGACAAAGAGAAAUGUCCUUGUUCUGGAGUCUACACCGGAUAUCAAGCUGGAAAGUAUUGAUGGAAGCGUUCGCUGUACCUUCGAUCAAGAGUUGCAAUGGAGGAAGAUUACCGACGCCAACGAACUCGAGCAUAGCAAGACUUGUAUGCUUUACUCAUCCGGUACCACGGGUCUGCCCAAGGGGGUUCUGAUAUCACAUCAGAAUAUGGUAGCAGAAGCCUUCUUACCAGCAUACAUUAACAGACCCAUCUGGAAAGAGUGGGCAGCAGCAGGAAAGCCUUUUGAACUACGCACUCUGGCACACCUUCCAACAGCACAUGUUUCAGGCGUGCAAGGAUAUUUUGUCAACGCCUUUUACGACGGAGGAAUAGUUUACUGGAUGUCCUCAUUCGACUUUGGCAAUUUCUUGAAGUACAAUGUGCAGUAUAAGAUUACGACAUUUUUCAGUCUGCCGAAGAUCUAUCUGGGACUAGCCAGACAUCCGGCGGUGACUAAUCAGUUGAGAUCGCUGAAAAUCGCUUAUUCUGGAGCCACUCCGUUGAACAAAGAGGUCUACCAUUGUGCAAAGUUCGGAGGCGAGGGAGAAGAAAGAACGCUCCUUAGCCAGACCUGGGGUGCAAGUGAAACCACUGGUGCAGUCACUCAUGUUUCCCCUGCUGCGAGAGAUACAUCCGGAAGCGUAGGCGAACUGCUGCCCAACAUGUUGAUACGACUGGUCGACGAGAACGACAACGAUGUUCCUGUUGGUGAGCCUGGCGAAGCACUACUCAAAGGACCAUUGAUAACCCAAGGCUACCACCAAAAUCCUGAGGCAAAUGCAGCGGGUUUCACCACAGACGGCUGGUACCGCACAGGUGAUAUGAUGCGAUUUAAAGACAACAACGACCUUCUUUACGUAGUCGGCCGCACGAAGGAAAUCAUCAACUACAAUGGCCUGAAAGUUGCGCCUGCCGAGCUGGAAGCAGUGCUGUGUGAACAUCCGUUCAUUGCCGAUGCAGCUGUGGCUGGAGUCAGGGCUCAUGUUCCAGAAGUCCCACGCGCCUUUGUCGCACUCCGCCCUGGCGUUGAUGUCUGCCAGAAGACAGUAGAGGACAUACAAGAUUUUAUCAAGCAGCGUCUCUCAGAUCACAAACAGCUGCGGGGCGGUGUGGCUUUUGUGGAAACCGUGCCCAGGCUCUUGUCCGGGAAAAUAUGGCGGGCCAAGUUGGAGGAAAUGAUUGCAGGUUGUGGAUAG